AUGCGUCCCUCCACCAUCGUCCUUUCCGUUAUCUCGGUGGUUUGCCCUGCCUCUCUCGCCAAGUCUCCAGUUUCUACCACAACAGAUGUAUUCUACUGGCCCCCUUUGGCUCCCGAGCCUUCGGUUCUCGCUCGCAUCUCCCACGAUCCGAUCACUUCCUCCAAGCCCGAACUAAUAUCGUACUCCCCUCCAAAUCCCACAUCCUCCGAGAAUAAGAAGACUCAAAGUCCAAUUGACCAGGAUACGGUCCAGAUUGGUCUAUAUAUCCCUACCGCAAAGUCCAAACGAUGGGUAGGCACCCUGACCUCGCUUUCCGCUCUGUCGGGGUCCCGAGAACAUAAGUCAAUUCUCCGGCUUCACUUGAACCCUUCCAAUGAGAUUUACCAUGUCUCCUUAAUCCCAUCUUCCACUUUGACCGUUUCCUCAACCUCAACUGGCCCUAUCGUCGAGCUUGUCCCCAGUGAGCCUGGUCCUCGUCCACACCUUAACCAGCCCAUCGUGGUUAGCCCAGAUGGUGCAGGUCCCGAAGAAGUCUCUGAGAAAACCCUCUUCCAGAAGUAG
This is a messenger RNA of Aspergillus tanneri, 561 nucleotides long. RefSeq lists its product as uncharacterized. Lineage: Eukaryota; Fungi; Ascomycota; Eurotiomycetes; Eurotiales; Aspergillaceae. The record is from RefSeq and is a predicted model, not a curated record. Bases 1 to 561 code for a protein of 186 amino acids. The transcript has a single exon.